AGAGAGCCUCUGAGCGUGUGCAGUAUGUUUGGAAAAGUGCGUGCCCUGACACAACAUGUUUGAAGAGCUCCUGCAGGCUCCUGCUUUGGCCUCCUGGUUGGGGCUUCUUGCAGGCUUGCUGGCCGUCUAUCUUUUGUACUCCAGUUGGACUUUCCAGGAUGAACUGAAGCGUCCUCCUGGACCCAGACGUCUUCCCUUGCUUGGUAACCUGCAUCAGUUGGAUCUCAAUUGGCUUGACAAGUCCCUAUUUGACCUGUCUAAAAGGUACGGACCGGUGUUUACCGUAUACUUGGGACUCAAGAAGGUGGUGGUCCUGGCUGGAUGCAAGACAGUCAGACAGGCUCUAAUCAACCAUGCUGAUGAGUUUGGGGAGAGAGAAAUCAACCCUUUAUUCCAUGAUUUCACCAAAGGGCAUGGCUUGGACAUAGAUGGUGUGUGCUCCUUCGACGCAGCGGGAUUACAGGACGAGCCAGGCGUGAAUUCAGGCAUCAUAUUCGCCAAUGGUGACAGCUGGAAGGAAUUGAGGCGCUUUACCUUAACAACCCUGAGAGAUUUUGGGAUGGGCAAGAGGCUGAGUGAGGAGAAAAUCACAGAGGAGUGUCACUACCUGAUUGAGGAGUUUGAAAAACAUAAAGGCAAAGCCUUUGACACAACAACACUCCUCAGCUAUGCAGCUUCAAAUAUAAUUUCGGCCAUCAUGUUCGGAGAGAGGUUUGACUUUAAAGAUCCACUCCUCCAGGAUAUGGUGAAAAAUGACCAAGAAACCAUCCGCCUGUCUGGAUCAGCUUCCAUCGUGAUCUACAAUGUGUUUCCAUGGCUGGGUCCUUGGCUUAAAAUCUGGAGAGAUUUAAUGAAGAAUGUGGAGAUCAACAAACAGCAUUUAUUGCAAUUAAUAAACAAACUAGAGGAAACUUUCAAUCCUGACAUAUGUCGGUGCUUUGUCGACGCUUUCUGCACACGUAAGCUGAGUCUGGAGCAGUCUGAUGCUCAGAGGGUGCACUACCAUGAUGACAACCUGGUCUACAGCGUGAUGAAUUUGUUUGCCGCUGGAACUGACACAACAUCCAACACUCUUCGCUGGAGUCUACUUUUAAUGGCCAAGUACCCUCGAAUACAAGAUCGGAUCCAGGAGGAGCUUAGUAGAGUGGUGGGAGACCGUCAGAUCACAAUGGAGGACAGGAGGAACCUGCCUUACAUCGAUGCUGUCAUCCACGAGACUCAGAGGUUCGCCAACAUCGUCCCUACGUCCAUAACUCACAGCACCAGCACAGACGUCACCUUCCAGGGAUACUUCAUUGAAAAGGGGACCACUGUGCUCCCUCUGCUGACAUCUGUCCUCUAUGAUGAGAGUGAGUGGGAGACACCAAACACCUUCAACCCUUCCCACUUCCUGGACAAGGAGGGUAAAUUCAUCAGGAGGGAUGCUUUCUUGCCCUUCUCUGCAGGCCGCAGGGCUUGUCUUGGGGAAGGUCUGGCCCGGAUGGAGCUCUUCCUCUUCUUCACACACCUCCUGCAGCGCUUUCGAUUCACACCUGCACCCGGGAUGUCCGAGGACCAGCUGGAUUUGACCCCAGUGGUGGGCUUUACACUCAGUCCUCUACCACACCAGUUGUGUGCUGUGAGUCGCCACUGAGAAGAAGUUGUUUAGAUAAAAGUAAACGGAGUGUCUAAUACCUUUGCACUCACUCUGGCAAUUUUGGAAUAAUGAUUAACAUUAUUAACAGUAUAAUUUGAUAAAAUAUCAAAAAAAUGCAAAUAAUGACCACAAUUUGAGAUUUGAAACACUUUGAAAUGGUUCACUUCGAUACUUAUAAUAAAUGAUAAAUGGGUUGUACUUGUAUAGCGCUUUUCUACCUUCAAGGUACUCAAAGCGCUUUGACACUACUUCCACAUUUACCCAUUCACACACACAUUCACACACUGAUGGAGGGAGCUGCCAUGCAAGGCGCCAACCAGCACCCAUCAGGAGCAAGGGUGAAGUGUCUUGCUCAAGGACACAACGGACGUGACGAGGUUGGUACUUAUACUUAAACUUAUACUUUGUAUUAGUUUUUGUAAUUGUGUUAAAGUGGUCCAAAACCAAAUACAUUUAGUUUUAUAUUUUGUGGAUUCUAUCCUGAAUAAAUAAGAUUUUGCAAAUUUAGUUUGUCCUGAUGGGCAGCACGGUGGACCAGGGGUUAGAAUAAGAAUGUCCUGGGUUUGAUCCCUGGACUCCCACCUCCGAAGACAUGCACCCGGGGAUAAAUUGAUUGGCAACACUAAACUGAACCGAGUGUGUGAGUGUGAAUGUUGUCUGUCUAUCUGUGUCGGACCUGCGAUGAGGUGGCGACUUGUCCAGGGUGUAUGCCGCCUUCCAGCCACCCCGUCACUUUCUCCUACUAAUACAAUGUACCCUCUGUUAAAGUCAAACACAAUAAAGCAAAGUGCAAUAAUUCAUCCAAAAUUCCAA
Molecule: messenger RNA, 2449 nt
Organism: Nerophis ophidion (straightnose pipefish)
Lineage: Eukaryota; Metazoa; Chordata; Actinopteri; Syngnathiformes; Syngnathidae
Product: cytochrome P450 2K1-like
Exons: 10
Coding region: 56-1633 (525 amino acids)
Biological process (GO): xenobiotic metabolic process
Cellular component (GO): cytoplasm; intracellular membrane-bounded organelle
Molecular function (GO): heme binding; oxidoreductase activity, acting on paired donors, with incorporation or reduction of molecular oxygen, reduced flavin or flavoprotein as one donor, and incorporation of one atom of oxygen; iron ion binding
Source: RefSeq, a predicted model, not a curated record